Messenger RNA from Mytilus trossulus (common blue mussel), 3558 nucleotides. RefSeq lists its product as uncharacterized. NCBI's taxonomy places the organism in Eukaryota, Metazoa, Mollusca, Bivalvia, Mytilida, Mytilidae. Bases 197 to 3211 code for a protein of 1004 amino acids. The record is from RefSeq and is a predicted model, not a curated record. Gene Ontology annotation, cellular component: membrane. The transcript is spliced from 6 exons.
CACAUUGUAAAUAACGUAUGAAAUAAUAAUGAAAGGAUUUUUUAAUGCAUGGAUUUCAAAAGAGGCAAUUAAUAUUUGUCAUUAGAAAAAAAUGUCAUUCUUGCGUGGAUUUUAUAUCAGAAAUAUUUACAUAAAACAACAAAUAUACAAAAUAGUUGCUAUUAGCACGGAUUUUUAAAAUAAAUUGUCAAAAGAAAUGGAGUGGUUUGUCAAUGACGAAGACGACGAAGCAGCUAAGUCUUUGCUCGCACAACAAACAUGUAGAGAAAAAGAACAUGACGAAGAUCUUACUGAUUUACACGAAUGGGACAUACAACUUAAUGCCGACACAGAAACAUUGAUUGCAUCUUCACGUUCCUGUGCUUCAAAUAACGACUCACCUGGUAGCGAUACCUUAGACGGGAGAGAUAUUGCGGAGGAUUCAUUGUCAAAUAAAUUGUUAGAUUGCUGUUGUGGUGGUAGACGCUGGAAGUAUGCUAAUGCAUUUGAUAAAACAGAAUAUCCAUUACUUUUCCGUGGCAAACAUCUUAUAGGAACCAUCAUAGGUAUCAUUCUUUAUUAUUACGAUAUAAUAUCGGAUAUUUAUCUUGCUGAAGAAUACUUUCGCUUAAAAAGAUGGGAAGCAUUUGGCUUUACAGCGUCAUUUAUUUUGUUCCCACUUUUGAUAAUGAAUUCGAUAAACAUUAGUUGGUACAUUCGCGACUUCAUUGCAGAAAGGAGAAAAAAAUUUGAAGUCACGAAUUUUCCAGUUUGGUUUUUGCGAAUUUUCUGUUCGAUGCCUUUGCUUUCCGGACCUGUUGCAAGAAACAUCGAGUACAUGUAUCAUGGAAUUAAAAGCAGAUCUGCGAAAGCCAGCCAACUUGACACCAGAUACCAUUACAGACAAAUGAUUUAUGAAGAUACAGAUGCUGCCAUGUUAACAAUGUUUGAAGCUUUUCUAGAAUCUGCUCCACAACUCAUACUACAGAUGUAUAUAAUACUGACGGAUACACAUGAUGACUCAAUACUCUUGCGUAUUGUUCAAGGAAUUGCUAUUUUUGGAUCCUGGAUUAGUGUGUCAGGUUCAUUAGUAUCAUACCAGAAUGCUCUACGAGCCUCCCAUAGUAGUAGAGACAGUGAUGUUUCAGCACGUGGCACCAUUUUAUAUUACCUUUGGCGAACAUGUGAAGUUGGACCAAGAAUGAUAGUCUUCGCAGUAUUUGCAGCACAGUUCAAGUAUUAUACGUUAUUGGCUGUUAUCAUACCGCACUGGAUAAUAAUGUCUGUAUGGGUUGCAUAUCAGAAGCCUGACGUUUACACAAAAAGAUUCGAAAAAAUUAUAUUUAAUAUUGUCUUGGGAUAUAUUUUGAUACUUUCAUAUCAGAGUGUUCAACAAGGCCGUACACGUUAUAAGUUAUUAUUAUAUUAUUUCAUUACAUAUAUGGAAAACUUAGUAAUGAUAGCCGCUUGGGCUCAUUUUACAGAUCACAGAGAAGACUGGUAUUACUAUCCUAUAAUAGGGUUUGUUAUAUGUAAUAUGAUGGUACACAGUAUAGCUCUUCUAUUAUAUUACAAGAGGUACCGUCCCAGAAACCAUUAUAUUAUUUCUUGUCUUAACCAUAGAAAAGACGAUUUAAGAAAAGGUGUAGAGCAUAUAAUAAGAAUGGCAAAGGCAUAUCCAAAAAUUGGAACCAAAAAGUUUCCUUACACCAGAAGAGUGCAAUAUGAGAAAGAUGAGACAUUUGACGAAGUUGACGGUAAAGACCUUAAACUUACAAGUGUUGAUAAGACGAUAACCUCUAAUCAGACGAAAGACAAAUACCAUGCAGAAGGUUGUCAGGAUGAAGGUGAUGCUCGCCAUAUUAAUAAGAAUACAAAUUUUAAAGUUGCCCCUUCUAGACGUACUGGGGAUGAAUUUCUUGACAUUAGCAGAUCUCACGAUGACGAUGAACUUGAUGGACGAUAUUCAAUUUUAGAUGACGAUACAAAUGUAGACACUAAGAAAAAUGUGUCAGGAUUUGAUAAAGCAACAAGUGUUGCGUUGACAUGCUGCUGUGGAAAUAAUUGUUGGAAAACUAAUGUAUAUUUUAACACUGAAGAAUAUCCUUUUUUGUUCCGUGGACUAGAUUUAAUUGCAACAGUUUUAUCAACGGUCUUCUUCCUAUAUGAUGUGAUAUCAGAUGUAGUUCUGGCUGAAGAAUAUUACCGUCUACAAAGAUGGAUUUCAUUCGCAUUCACAGCAUCACUCAUCUUCUUUCCUCAUCUUGUCAUGAAUAUGAUCAAUAUAUCCUGGUAUUAUCGCGACUAUAUGGCAGAAAAGAAGAAGGAAAAGACAACACAUGGUUGGAAAUGGUUUUUACGAGUAGUACUUUCCUUACCAUUCAUGCUUGGUCCUAUUGUAAGAAAUGUUGAAUACAUCUAUUAUGGCUGUAAAAGUAGAUCUGCAUCAUUGUCGGACGGUAGAAGAAGUUAUUUCUAUCAAAAUGUUUUAUACGAAGAUGCAGAUGCUGCGAUGUUAAGGAUGUUUGAAGCUUUCCUAGAAUCUGCUCCACAACUUGUUCUGCAAUUAUACAUAAUUAUGACAGAAACACAGAACGACAACCUACUGAUGCAAAUUGUUCGAGUAGCAGCCAUGUUUGGAUCUUGGGUCGGAGUCUCCUGGACGUUGGUGUCCUAUCAUAAGGCCCUCAGAGCCUCACAUAAUAUAAAGGAACAGGGAAUAUCUGCCUGUGGUGUGAUUUUCUACUAUAUAUGGAGAGCUUGUGAAGUUGCACCUAGAACGAUAGUGUUAGCAUUAUUUGCAGCUCAGUUCGGUUUUCAAAUACUAGUAGUACCUAUAGGUCUUCAUUGGGUUGCUAUGUCAAUUUGGCUAGGAUGUCAAAAGCAGGAAAUGAUGAAUAAAACUUCUAGAGAGAAAUGGAUAUUUAAUAUUGUUUUCGGAUAUGUUUUGAUAUUUUGUUUCCAAAAUGUGCAAAAGGGUAAAACUCGAUACAGAGCCAUGUUUUAUUACUUUGUAACAUUUUCAGAAAACAUUAUCAUGUUGAUACUGUGGGCAUAUUUUACACAACAUAAAAGUGAAUGGUUUUAUCUUGCUGCUAUUGGUACUGUCCCUUUGUUCAUGGUUAUUCAGAUUAUUGUCCAGUUAUUGUAUUAUAAAUUAAUUCAUCCAAGUCAUAAAGAAAUUGUAUUAUGUCAAACCAAUAGACCAUCUAAACGAUCAUUAAAUGAAUGAUUAAAACAUAUUUAUUGGUUAUGCAAUUAUUGUAUUCCUGCUAAGAAUAUGAUAUAAGAAUUAAAUAAAUAAAACAAUAAUCCCCAACAUAAUUAGUUUCCUAAUUAGCAUUGUCAUUGUUAGGCUAGAUAUUUCAAUGAAUACACUUUGUAUUUUUCUAAUCACAGCAUAAAUGAAUGAAUUUGUAAAGUCUGUUCUAUAUUUACUUCAGUUAGUUACUCUCCAAAAUCACCUGAGAUCACCCCUGUUUUGGUUCGGUGGGUAUUUGUCAUUCUAUUGUCUUCUUAGUAAUGAUUUGUAAAAUGUUUCAAAUUCGUUUUUCUUUUUCUGCUUUUCUAUCACUUGUG